Cephus cinctus (wheat stem sawfly) is the source of this 2689-nucleotide messenger RNA. RefSeq names its product synaptogyrin (gene Syngr). The transcript has 5 exons. The record is from RefSeq and is a predicted model, not a curated record. Bases 133 to 807 code for a protein of 224 amino acids. Gene Ontology annotation, cellular component: neuromuscular junction; synaptic vesicle membrane. NCBI's taxonomy places the organism in Eukaryota, Metazoa, Arthropoda, Insecta, Hymenoptera, Cephidae.
CUACAUUUGAACACGUUUAUAAUUCACACUAAUAUAAACGUAAUUCUAAAAGGAAUUAAAGAAAUGUAGCUAAAACCACCACCAGGAUUAGUAACGAAGGUGAUUAGUUCAGUCCAGUUCAGUCGUGAAAAGAUGGACGGCGGUGGAGCGUACGGCGGUGGAAAGGCAGGAGCCCCUUUUGAUCCAAUUGCAUUUGUCCAAAGGCCACAAGUCAUUUUAAGAGCGCUAUGCAUGCUCUUUGCAAUUAUUGUGUUUGGAUCCAUAAGCAGCAAAGGCUACAUUACUGAAGAAGGAAAGGAAAUUUGCUUAUACAAUAAAGAUACAAAUGCAUGCAACUAUGGUGUUGGCAUUGGCGUUCUAGCCUUCUUAGCCACCAUUGGAUUUCUGGCUGGUGAAUAUCUUUUCGAGCAAAUGUCUUCUGUUAAGACUCGAAAACAUUAUGUACUUCUAGAUCUUGGUGUUUCUGGAUUUUGGGCUUUUUUGUACUUUGUUGGAUUUUGUUAUCUGACUAAUGCAUGGAAUAAAUCUGAGAGUCCCAAGGAUAGGAAUGGUGUAAACAAUGUACAAGCAGCUAUUGCAUUUUCGUUUUUCUCCAUCUUUACAUGGGCAGGUUGUGCUUGGUUUGCCUUCCAAAGAUUUAAACAGGGAACAGACGCAGCAUUUGCGCCGAGCUAUGAAGCGGAUCCUGUGGGAGGAGCGGGAUAUACGAGCUAUCCAGAUGCGACUGACGCCGCCUAUCAAGAACCACCAUUUGCUCAACAACAGCAGCGAGGGGGUAUUGGUGAUUUCCAAGCGCCUGCUUAUUAAGAGAGCUUCAGGCUUAACCUAAAAACGUAUAUCUUAAAAAAGCGACAGCGAACUGUUAACGAGAGGAGGGGAGAAAACUGUUUUUAUUUCGUUGGAUAACACGGUAUUCUUCCAUAUCGACUUGCAGUUGUCCUUUUCUUCAUCACUUUGAUCGAGCAUAGUUUGUCGUACCUCACAUAGAUCGUAAGAAACUUGUUUGUCAAGUGCAGUGUUCGUAUAUUUGGUAGUACGUUCUGCGCUUGUUCUAAUUUAGGGUGACAUGAAUUCAUUGAGCUAUUGUCUUCGUUAAAUAAUAUUUAGUAUAAAUUAUGUAAUCACAUUUGGCCUUUGUGAAACAUUUAUUUUAUUUUUUUAUUAUAAAUAUGUUACUGGCCUCAUCUAAUAAUAACAUGUCGCGAACAGGUCAACGGCGACGGUACUAUUACUUCUUUCGCUAAUGGCUCACUGAUAAACGUGAAUGAUUAGAUAUUAAGUUUUCAAGGUCAGAGGACUCUUAGAGAGUUAUUUAUUGAACUAAGAUUCUCCCUAUCGACUACUCAGUAAAAGUUGUACUGUAAUUUCCGUGCUGAGUAUCGCCAAGAGCCCUUUAGGUACGUUUAACAUUUUAUCUAAUUGGCGUUACAACCACUUUUUGAACUAUACCAAUAAUUCGAACAUCUUGGAUACAUUCUGAUAUCGACUAACACCGCUAAAAGCAACGUUAUGUCUCUAUUACAUACGAUUAAGUAAGCGGAAAUGCAAUGAUGUUUUUAACGCUGACAAUGAAUUUUGAAAUAUAGCCCUUCUCACGGGAUACGUCAAAAAUAUGUAUUUAUUACAUGUUAAUGUAUACACAGGCUACAUAUAUUUUAAUGUUGUGACGUGUUCAUAGUAAACGCAACUCAGAUGUAAUGUAAUGGUCAUAUAGUGUGCAUAGAGAUCGUUAGAAUUGGAUCAAAUUAUUAAACAGUUUUGCUUUAAUGCUACUUGUUUCGGUGGUACAUAUGUUGAGAUAUUAUUUAUUCAGCUGUAAUUGCCGUUUCCAAAAAAGAUUCUAACCUUCACUGCACUUUCAAUUUUUUUCUAUUCAAAUAACUUCUUUUAAUUCGGAAAUUAACUGUAUCGCUGGCGUAAAUAUGAACAGACUUAACAUUAUUAAGAACUGUGAUUCUAUUUUUGUUGUUAUGGAAAUUCUUGUAGAAUGCAAGACUGUUGAUAUUAAUGUUUCAAAAGUGAAGAAAAAGAGAGAGACUUCGGAAACUUGUAGAAAGCGCUAUCAGUAUAACAUAACAUCUUUCAAGUAUAAAUGAAUAGAAUGUAUAUGAUUAAAAGAAAUACAUAACUUAACUAAUAUAUUUACCUACGAUAUAGUUAUCUUGCAAAUAAUUAUAGACUUGUAAUUAUUAUAAAACAGGCGGCUUCACAAUGGAGUUUUUGUGUCUUAAAAAUAACUAGUCCUGUUUACUAUUUACACUAUGUUUUUCUUGAAUAUGUACCUGCAAUGUGAUGCGUAUUUGAGUAACGUUAAAGAAUUAUAGCGAGAAGAUUACGUUCGGAGUAUAACCACAAAAACUCUAAUUUUACGAUUUCUUAGUCUUUGACAUGCGGUGAUGCAUGUCGAGUUUUUUUUACUUGAAUUUAUCUUGUAUACUGUACAAUAUGCUUGCACAGUUUAGGCUAGACGCAUGCUGGUAACGUCUUUAUCUGGUAAAAAAUAAUUAAGCAAUAAACAGCGAUCUGUAACCCAAAAAGCAGUAUGAUCAGAAAUGUAUCUAUUCGUGUCCUCUUAAGUUGAUUGUUGCUGAACUUAAGCAUUUCAUUGGGUAGAAAGAUGUAUCUGUACUGUACAUGGCAAUAUACCUAUUUAAAAAUGCAAAUAAAUGUUAUCGUCUAUUGUGUUAAA